Molecule: messenger RNA, 3070 nt
Organism: Pungitius pungitius (ninespine stickleback)
Lineage: Eukaryota; Metazoa; Chordata; Actinopteri; Perciformes; Gasterosteidae
Product: mannose-P-dolichol utilization defect 1 protein-like
Exons: 7
Coding region: 243-968 (241 amino acids)
Biological process (GO): oligosaccharide biosynthetic process
Source: RefSeq, a predicted model, not a curated record
GUUAGAAGCUAUUUAAAUGUUGUUUCGUAACAUGGAGCAUGAACUUUCUUGCGGAAUCACAACUAGCACAUACACAUAAAGCGUGUAGUAUUUUUCUCGAAACAUAAGGACCUGUCUUUGAGAAGACUGGGUGCACUUCCGGUCCGCCGCCCUCGUGUCCCCCUUUGAGAACCUUCCCCCUGAAUCCCUCCGCCGUCCCCGAGCAGGAACGAGGGCUGAGGCCGGACCACAGCUGACCCAGCAUGGCCUCGUCUAGCGUCAAAGACUUCCUGGUUACCUACCUAAUGCCAGAAAAAUGCUACGAGAGGAUUUUCGUAAACUUUCACAUGAACGUGCCUUGCCUACAGUUUGUAAUGAACCGAAUUUUGGGGAUUUUGAUCAUUCUGGAAACUUUCCUGGCACAGCUCCCUCAGCUGCUGAAGAUACUGUGGAGGAGAAGUGCCGAGGGCCUGAGCUUGACCUCCAUGCUCCUGCAGCUGUAUGCCUUCUCGUGUCCUGUUGUGUACGCAAUGGCCAACAACUACCCGCUCUUUGCCUGGGCUGAAAGGCUCUUCACCUUGGCUCAGACGGCAGCUAUUGUCUUCCUCAUCCUGCAUUAUCGUGGCCAUACGCUCUCAGGGAUGCUGUUCCUCUUGGCCUACGGGGCUGCCAUGUUCCUUCUGGGCUCCUACGCAGCUGCAGCAGUUGUCUCAGUGAUGCAGGCCUCUAGUUUGGCAGCUUUAAUCGCAAGCAAGGUUCUCCAAGCUGGAACUAACCACCGUCACGGCCACACGGGCCAACUGUCGUCUCUGUCUGUGUUGCUGUCGUGGGCUGGAUCUCUGGGCGUUCUCUUUGUGUCUCUGCAGGAGACCGGUAGCUUGUUCACCCCUUCGUUACAGACACUGUCAGCCGGUGUGAGCUGUGUCCUUCUGGCCCAGGUCCUCUGCUGCAGGGGCAGCGCCGCCACCACUAAAACCAAGAGGGAGUAGAGGUGCUGGACGGUGACAAAUGAGUACUUACACAACACACAAAUCCUUCUGGACAAUCAGAAAUGUUUUGUCAUUUUUGGCACAAUGUCGAAUUAUCAGUGACUCUAAUACGCCACAGACGUAACAGGAAAUGUGUAGAACAAAAGCGCUGUGUACGGUGCUCAGGCCUCCUUUAAAACAGGUUGAGUGUCUGUGUUAAUGGGAACUGGUUUGUUCAUUCCCUAAAUUGUAAAUUAUAUUGCUGUUUUUAUCCUUUUAAAGUGAUCAUUUAAAAAUAUUAAAAUAAUUCCAGUACAAGUCAUUUUUUGCUACUGGGUUUUAACUGCAGAAGAGAUAUAGUCAUGCGGUAGAAACAAGCUUAUUUGCAAGCUUCUGUUUCACCAAUUACCAGAGGUGUGGACUCGAGUCAUGUGACUUGGACUCGAGUCAGACUCGAGUCAUGAAUUUGAUGACUUGAGACUCGACUCGACAAAACGUACAAAGACUUGCAACUCGACUUGGACUUGAACACCGAUGACUCGUGACUUGACUUGGACUCGAGCCUUUUGACUCGAGAAGACUUGCUACUUCCCAUGAAAACUGGGGGAAAACAUUUUCACACCACCGCGCCGCUCUGUUUAUCUGCAUCUGUCAAAAAAAUGUGCGCCACCUGUAUGCAGAGAGCGCUGCCUGCACGACAUCCAAUCACUGCAGUCCAUUUGACCGUAUCAACGAGACAGCUCGUUCAUGGUUACAAAAAUCGGGAUUUUUGAACCCGGAUUCAGACUCCGAUGGAAAUCCUCGCCAACAUUAUGUCAACGUCCGUUUUAAAGUAGUGUAAUGAGCUGAGUUAAAGUUAUUAGUUAAUCAGUUAUGCAGAUGUUGCAUGUGUUCACGUUAUGCUCUGUUACCAGCUGUAGUUACGCGAGACAACCCGAGUUUUGGGGGGCCGUGAAUGCGGAAGUGUUCGUUCGGCGUGGUGACGGCCAACAGUGACCGAAGUUGAGUUGUUUUAUAUAAAUAAAUGCAGCGGAGUUGCAAGCCAGUCAUCGCCUCCUUAUUUACGCUGCAGCAUUGGGGUGAGCGUUACAGUACUACAACACAGUCACAGUCGAUCCACCUUUACCCUUCCCUUCGUAGUCUAGGUCUGUGAGGCAGCGCACCAUCACCCAGGGGUCCCUGUCCCCACUAUAAUAAAAGGACUCGAAUUGACUCGAAACUAAAAUGGUACGACUUGUGACUCGACUUGAGACUUGUUGGCUUUGACUUGUGACUCGACUUGGGACUUGCUUCGUCUUUGACUCGACUUGACUCGGGACUCGAGGGCAAUGACUUGAGACUUGCUUGUGACUUGCCUAACAGUGACUUGUUCCCACCUCUGCCAAUUACUCACUCACGCCAAUGCGGUAAACAAUAAAUCCUGAUGAUGAUAAUGAUGCAUUCAUGUCAGAUUUCCCCUUGUAGCCUCUUGCACGCAAGCAUUUCCCAGGUGGCGUCAGUUGAGUGUCAGGGUUCAAGGAUUAAGGCCUCAGGUGGGACAUUGGGGGUUGGGUGCUUGUCAAUGAUUUCUCUGCUCAGACCUGAGAGAUUGAACGUCACCAACCUUGAAUUCCCAAUGAGGGGAACGCUUCAUGGGCAGAUGCUGUGGUAGCUCUGGUAAAUUGUAUCCAAGAUAGUGAUUAAAACACGUACGUUCGAUAUGUGGAAUAUACUGGAGUCUAUUGAUGUUUUUAGGUAUCCACGCGGCACCAAUUGUGCAUUUAAAAAUAGUUAAAUGUACUUUACGUUACAUGUAUGCCUCUGGACUGGCUUCUGAUGUAGUAAUGCCAGCCGAGGGCAACAAUGUUCAGUGUUACAGAGUUACAGUUACACUCACUGAGGUGACCUGAAUAUCACACCAACCUUGUUUGUGGUGGCAGUUUACUGUUUGUACCAUUCAACCAAACACAGAAAUCCGGAUGUAGUGGCUCACCUGUCAAACCAUCUCGUGUCUGCGUUUUUAAUGUUGCACAUUUAUGGAGUUUCUCACUUGCACACCUUCUGAACUGUACAGUGAUCUCAAUUUAAUGACACUGAUUUAUUGUGUCUGAAAAUUAAGUAAUAAAAUAAUAAUAUGAAAAAUG